CCGGACUUUUGGGGUCCGCACCUCUCUCACUAAGUCCUCUGAGUCUGCCGCGUUCACUCCAGAGGGCAGGGACGUGGCGGCGACUUUUCUCAGGCACUGCCACCGCAGUCCGGCUCCCCGAAGAGCGCGGGCAUAGCCACCCCUGCUUGACAGGAGGUGCUGGGGGUGCUGCUCUCACCCGAGUGCCCCUCCCGGGGGCUUUAGGUAGCUCGUGGGUCUCAGUGAGCAGCCCCGGACACUUGCCUACAGUCAGGGCCAGGCUUUCCUAGAAAAAGCCGAGCUAUAAAAAGAAGAAGAGAAAAGCCGGGAAGCGAAGCGGACAAGGGCAGCCUGCAGGUUGAUCGAGGGCCUUAAUCUCGGGCGCGUGAGAGCCGCUGCUUUGCGGCGCCUGUUGCGCUCUCCGACGGCCCGCAGCGUGCGCGGCGGCGGCUGCUAAAGCGCUCACCUAUCGGUCUUCCCAGAGCGCGGUAUUCAUAGCAUGUGUACUGCUGUAAAAUAUCCUGCGGAGUUGCCUGGGGGCCUUUCUCUUUCCCAUCUCAGAAACAGCCAUGACCAGGAAGAUCUUCACGAACACCAGGGAGAGGUGGAGGCAGCAGAAUGUCAACAGUGCCUUUGCCAAGUUGAGGAAGCUCAUCCCCACUCACCCUCCAGACAAAAAGCUAAGCAAGAAUGAAACACUUCGCCUGGCAAUGAGGUACAUCAACUUCUUGGUCAAGAUCUUGGGGGAGCAAACCUUGCAGCAAACGGGAGUGGCUGCUCAGGGAGGAAACAUUCUGGGGCUCUUCCCCCAAGGACCUCACCUGCCAGGCCUGGAGGGUGGCGUGGCGCUCAGUGACUACGGGGUUUCUUCACCUGGCCCAAGCCAGCAGCUUCCGUAGAGUGGCUCUGGCAGCACCCCCAACCCCAGCACUUGUUCAGAAGUCACUGGCUGAAGACAGCCUUUGCAUGUUCCACAGUCAACUUGAUGAAUAGCUUGUGAGGCACAGAUUUGGGCUUCAUGGGAGAUGGUUCAGGGACAGCUGCAGGAGCUGAAAAGAGCCUAUUAAGAGCGUCGCCCUGGGUCCAUCCACGGCUGAGACUUCAGACAGAACAUUCUGCUCCUCCUAUUUUAUAAAUCCAGGUUCUGCAUAAGACAUUUGCAAAAAAAAAAAAUCAUAGGUUCAUAAACUUACUGUUUUAAUCAUUGUUUUCAGUCAUAAGAAAGGAGUUUUCUCAUUAUGGCUCUCAGGUGAAUAAGCAGAGUAUGUUUUUCUCAGAACAUAUUUAAAAAUUUGUUUUGAAAAAUGAGUCUAUUUGAUCAAAGGCAAACAAAAUAAAUCUUAAGAUUUAUGAGUGAAAAGACAGCCCCACAGAAACCAACCUGAAAGAUGUGUGGGAAAAUCGGUGGAGAAAGUCCCUCUGAGGAAUGGGAUUACAUUCUUCCUCCUAUGGAAAUGUGAGGUGUUUACUUGCAGGGAGCCAUUUAUACACAUUAACUCUAAAGCCAAAUAGUACAUUGCAUUUGUGAAAGGAAAAGACUUGACAAUUUAUCAGAGUUCAUAGUUUUCUUAUAGAAAAAUUAGCUAAAAUAAGUCAGCAGUCACCUUAGUUUCUUUUUAACUUUUAACUCAGCCUGAGUUCCAAUGAGUUAAGACCUGCAGAAGUCAAUUUUAACUAUACAAAAUUCAAACAUUACCAUUUAAUGGUUAUUUAAUAACCCAGUUUAAACAAAAAAAAAUUAGUAUACACAAUAGAAAUGUAAUACCAGACUCUAGUGAACUAAAGAAUUUGGAAUUUGCCUCUCUCUUGUAGAGCAUUAGUUUAAUCUUAUGCUGGAAUUAUAACCCAGUAAGUCAUUGAAACAGCAUGUACCCUUGCUGCACACAGUGUCACACACCAUCCUGAUCUUGAUAAAUCUCUUAAUUGAGCCCAGAAUACAAAUAAUACCAUUUAAUUAUCUCGAGGACAUUCUAUUUCCCCAAAGUUCUUGAGGGUACAUUGGUUUUAAAAUCUUCUGAAGCCCAAGUGGGCUAUCUGUGGAUUUGCGGUUAGGAAUUUCCACUGCAUGCAUAAUAGAGGAAUUUAAAUUUCCUUCUACUUUAGAAAGAAGGUGUUUUAUUUAUGAAUGAGCCUUCCUGGUUUGGUGAUGAGACAAAAACUGGGUGAGUCUUUCAUAAUCUCACUCCCACUGAUAGCAAGGUUAUCAGGGCAUUCGAGUCUAAAUAGCCUCUGGACUUACAACACAGGGCUUUCUUCUGGGUCCCUUAUUUAACCUGCAUUUGGUGAACUUCCCCAUGGACCUCAUAUAACUCAGGGAAACUCAUAAACACAGAGAACAGGAAUUUUCCCCUGAAUAUGCAUGUCUUUCUCAACAGUUUGAGUGGAUUCAAGCUUGUCCUCAAACUAUCAGGUGGUGAGGCAUUUUACAGUUUCGAUGACAGUUAUCAGUUAAGUAUUAUCUACUCUCAUCUGGCAUUAAACUAAAUUAACACUUUUUUUGAAGGGUGGUACCAGGGAUUGAACUCGGGUCCUUGCGCUUGCAAGGCAGGCCACCGAACCAUUGAGCUAAAUCCCUGGCUAAAAUAACACUUUUGACAGUAUUUUUAUAUUAGCUUUAUUUUAACAUGUUGCCAAGAAAAACACAAAGCACCUGUGUACCCAAAUACAGCGUUUUCUGCUCUACCCAGAAUAAGUUCAUGUUCCGGUCUGGAUACACAAAGAAGACCUUUCCACAGAUGUGUAAUGGAGGGAUCCUGAAAAGAUGAGGAGAUUGUGCUGUCAUUAACUUUAUGAAGAUGAUAAUUAAAGAAACUUUGCAGGAAAUUCCUUAAUAAGUGAAUAAACCUAUACAUUAUUACUCUUUGUAAUUCACCUCUUAAAGUAUGUACUUUGUCACCUUGGAUUUUUAUAUUUCAAACUGUAGUACAGUGUUAGAAAUAAUUAUAAUCACAAGUGGACCAAAACCUUAGUAAGGUAUCUAGGAGAUUGGAAACUAAUUCAAAAAGCACUCUAGCAUACUCUUUGAUGUCUAUACUUAACACUUUAUAAUUGCAGUAAUAAGAAUUUAUGGUUUAGCCAGGCAUGGUGGUGCAUGCCUGUAACCCUAGCACUUGGACUUUGAUCACUGUGAGU
Messenger RNA from Fukomys damarensis (Damara mole-rat), 3111 nucleotides. It is a transcript of the gene Tal2, whose product is annotated as TAL bHLH transcription factor 2. NCBI's taxonomy places the organism in Eukaryota, Metazoa, Chordata, Mammalia, Rodentia, Bathyergidae. Gene Ontology annotation, biological process: regulation of transcription by RNA polymerase II. Bases 549 to 878 code for a protein of 109 amino acids. Gene Ontology annotation, molecular function: RNA polymerase II cis-regulatory region sequence-specific DNA binding; protein dimerization activity; DNA-binding transcription factor activity, RNA polymerase II-specific. The transcript has 2 exons. The record is from RefSeq and is a predicted model, not a curated record.